This is a messenger RNA of Physcomitrium patens, 1011 nucleotides long. Its product is annotated as small ribosomal subunit protein eS1y. Gene Ontology annotation, molecular function: structural constituent of ribosome. The record is from RefSeq and is a predicted model, not a curated record. Gene Ontology annotation, cellular component: ribosome. NCBI's taxonomy places the organism in Eukaryota, Viridiplantae, Streptophyta, Bryopsida, Funariales, Funariaceae. Gene Ontology annotation, biological process: translation.
UGGCGCAGAAGCUCAUGAUGUCUUCUUUUUCGAUUUGGCAAUUGCAGGGAAGCUCUCUCGUGGCCAUUAGCAUUGUGCAGCCAUGGCGGUCGGCAAGAAUAAACGUAUCUCGAAGGGAAAGAAGGGAGGCAAGAAGAAAAUUGUCGAUCCUUUCUCGAAGAAGGAUUGGUAUGACAUCAAGGCCCCCAACACCUUCACGCAGAAGUCGCUGGGGAAGACCCUGGUGACCAGGACCGCGGGUACCAAGAUUGCGUCCGAUGGGUUGAAGGGGCGCGUGUUCGAGGUGUCGCUGGCGGACUUGCAGAACGACGAGGACCAGGCUUUCCGGAAGAUCAAGCUGAGGGCGGAGGACGUGCAGGGGAAGAAUGUGCUGACGAACUUCUGGGGCAUGGACCUGACGACGGACAAGCUGCGGUCGCUGGUGCGGAAGUGGCAGAGUCUGAUCGAGUCACACGUGGAUGUGAAGACGACAGACAACUACAUGCUUCGGAUAUUCUGCAUUGCAUUCACGAAGAAGAGGCCGAACCAGAUCAAGAAGACAUGUUAUGCACAGAGCAGCCAAAUUCGUCAGAUCAGGCGGAAGAUGAGGGAGAUAAUGACGCGGGAAGCGCAGAGUUGUGACCUGAAGGAGCUGGUGGCGAAGUUCAUCCCGGAGGUGAUCGGGAAGGAGAUCGAGAAGGCAACGCAGGGGAUCUACCCGCUGCAGAACACGUUCAUCAGGAAGGUGAAGAUAUUGAAGGCUCCGAAGUUCGACCUCAUGAAGUUGAUGGAAGUUCAUGGAGACUACAGCGAAGAGGUCGGUGCAAAGAUUGAGAGGCCAGUUGGAGACGAACCGGCUGCUGAGGCUGUUCCUGGUGCAUAGUUUGGGCACUAGUCAUCGCGAAUGUAGCUUUGUUAUCAACUCCGACGAGGUGUUAACUGAGUCUGUUCAUUAUUUGGAGUUAAUAUUGACCAAGCUGCUUAAUGUCUUAAUUCGUGAAACAUUGUCAACAUUCUUGAUUGAUUUCUCAA